Molecule: messenger RNA, 573 nt
Organism: Rotaria sp. Silwood2
Lineage: Eukaryota; Metazoa; Rotifera; Eurotatoria; Philodinida; Philodinidae
Source: the annotation of a GenBank genome assembly
AUGUCAUCACUCCUAUUUAAUCUUGUCAUCGAUGAACUCUUCGAGAUAAUAGGAGAUCGCUUUGGAUAUGAACUCCAAGGAAUGGGUAGUGUUAAUGCUCGCGCCUUUGCUGACGAUAUUACGUUAAUGUCAGGAUCUGAAGUGGGUAUGCAGCAACUUCUUUUGGAAACAGAGAAGUUUCUGACUGCUCGUGGUCUUGAACUUAAUGUAGAAAAAUGUACAGCUAUAUGUCUUCGUAAAGCAGGAAAGGUUAAAAACUCUCAAGUUGCAGACUCGUCCGUAACAAAUCCACCAAGAUUUACGGUUCAAAAUAAGCCUAUCCCGUUAUUUGGAAUUAAUGAAAAAUGUCGUUACUUAGGAGUUCAUUUUACACCUUUCGGAGCAGUCGAUCCAAGAGUAUCAGUGUCUGUACUAAGAACAGCACUGAGUUGUCUAUCUAAAGCCCCGUUGAAACCACAGCAGAAAGUGCUAAUGCUUCGCUCGUAUCUCAUUCCGCGAUUCAUCUUUACAUUUACACAUACGGAAUAUUACCCGAAGCUAAUGGGAGAACAAGAUCGUCUCAUUAGACGGUGA